GACCACCGCCCAACCCCUGCCUCGCGGCGAAAUCAUCCAGCAGCUCGACGGCACCUACGAGCUCUUCCCCCUAUCCACCGACCAGGACACCCUCUACGGCAUUCUCACCGACUGCCUCGCCGAGUGGGAGAACAUCCGCAUGGGCCUGCUGAUCCCCGGCGCCGUCUGGGAGAUCAAGCCGCCGCGCCAACCCCAUAUCGGCUUCCUCGACGGCUACCUCACCGUCGAUUUCGAGGAGUGGCACCUGCACCUGUGCAUCGGCGAGCACGCGUCGGCUCCGCCCGAGGUGGCCCGCCUGCGCCGCACCGCCCGCGCCGAGCUCUACCGCCGCCUGAACCCCGACCACCAGCCCACAUCCUGGGGCUUGCGCCUCUUCAACGGCGGCGGCCUGCAGCAGAUCACCGUGCUUCUCCCCAACCCUCACCUUGACGAACACCAGAACUACGAGCAGCAGCCCGACUGGAGCCGGCUGUACCUUUGGGACCGCCUCCGCGGGAAGUACCUGGCGCAAGGCGAGGACCCGACGGACCGGACAGCGGCGGGGUUUUGGCACGGGUGACAA
Molecule: messenger RNA, 562 nt
Organism: Geodia barretti
Lineage: Eukaryota; Metazoa; Porifera; Demospongiae; Tetractinellida; Geodiidae
Source: the annotation of a GenBank genome assembly